CGUUGUCAGCACGUUGGCCAGUUGGCUUCAAACUCGCAGACCGGGACUGUAUCGCGUUGCUUGUGCAUUUUUCCGAUUACGAAAUAUUUCGUAAACAAUUAAAAAAAAAAAAAAUUAAUAUUAAUCUGUAUUGAAAAUGUAUAGUAAAAAAUAGAAUGUAUCACAAAUAAAAUGAUAAAGAACAUCUAUAGGUAAUCUAUAUAUUUACGAAACAGGUAUGUCAAAGCAUAAAGACGCAAAUUGAACCACACGAUUUCAUCAUGAUUUCAAAUUCAAUCAAAUUACUAGUAUUACAUUUUGGUCUUGUACUGGCGUUCGGAAAUUGGGGCGUACAAGCCAGUUGGGACGAGUGGUGGACGUACGACGGAAUAUCAGGGCCGAAAUAUUGGGGCGUUUUGAACCCAUUGUGGAAGUUAUGCUCGAUUGGCAAAAGACAAUCUCCAAUCGACAUUGAUCCGGACAAACUGCUGUUCGAUCCAUUUUUGAAAAAUCUUCACAUCGAUAAAGAUAAAGUCAGUGGAACAAUCGAAAACACUGGACAGUCUUUGGUGUUCAGAGUAGAUAAAGAGUCGAAAUACGUUUUGAACAUCACCGAAGGUCCUCUGACUUAUCGCUAUCAAUUUCAAGAGUUCUACAUACACUUCGGCACCGAUAACAAUCUCGGGUCUGAACAUAAAAUCCAGGGUUACUCGUUUCCGGCUGAAAUUCAGCUUUAUGGUUACAACACUGAUCUUUAUUCAAAUAUGUCCGAAGCCCAAAUGAAAUCACAAGGAAUCGUCGGUGUAUCACUAAUGGUUCAAAUUGGACAAACAACGAAUUCAGAAUUUCAAAUGGUCACCAACGAGUUCGGCAAACUUUUGUACAAAGGUUCUCUCCGUACAAUAAAGGACAUAUCCAUCAGGGAGAUGCUCCCGGACAUCAAAUACUACAUGACGUACGAAGGAUCGACCACUCAUCCUGGCUGCUGGGAGACGACCGUGUGGAUAGUGCUGAACAAACCCAUUUACAUAACCAGACGCGAGAUGUACCACUUAAGGAAAUUAUCUCAAGGUUCGGUGGAACACCCAAAAGCUCCACUGGGAAACAACUCGAGGCCGACACAGGACCUACGCGAGCGGACUGUCAGAACGAAUAUUAAUUUCGCGCAGAGAACCGAAGCCGAUCCACAGGGUAAGACUUGCAAGCUGAACAUGCACAAAAACAUGUACUACAAAGCCAACGAUUGGACAUCGGAUUCGUUGUUCCAGAUAUAACUUCGUUUUCACCGGCGGUUUUUGAUAUAAUACGGCUUGCGGCGGAACCGUCGUCAUCUCGCGUACCGUUUCGUCCGACUUCCGACGGCUCGACCGGAACAGCACAUUGUCAGCGAUGGUUUCCUCGACACCUAACGACGGACGGUACCGGUCCAGGACCGAACAAAAA
This is a messenger RNA of Myzus persicae (green peach aphid), 1422 nucleotides long. RefSeq names its product carbonic anhydrase-related protein 10 (gene CARPA). Gene Ontology annotation, molecular function: zinc ion binding; carbonate dehydratase activity. The record is from RefSeq and is a predicted model, not a curated record. The transcript is spliced from 12 exons. Lineage: Eukaryota; Metazoa; Arthropoda; Insecta; Hemiptera; Aphididae. The coding region runs from base 261 to 1253 and encodes 330 amino acids.